CGACCAAUCAGUACACCGUUUUACACACAUACUUAAAUAUAUUAUAAGUAUGUGGUUUUACAUCGAAAAUAUAUUUUAAACUGGAAAAAAGAAGAAUUUUAAGCAUGGGAAAGUAGUAGGCCAUAGUCUGACAAUAAAAAAGAAGAAGAUUAAUUAGUGGUUGUACAAUCGAAGGUAAAAGUGUACAAUUUUGACACUGAAAGUUGUACAAUUCAAAAAUCCCUAGGAACAACACUGGUAACACUGCAAAAAUAUUUUCUUUUCUCUUUUCUGUCGUUCUUGCGAAAGUUAAACGGCUAAAAUGUCUGAUGUCGAAGUUGAUGAUGCACCCUCAAUUGCCCCUGUGCAAACAGGAGGACCAAUGGAUGUAAACCAAGCUCUCCAAGAAGUCUUGAAGACAGCGCUUAUUCAUGAUGGAGUUGUACAUGGGCUUCAUGAGGCUGCUAAAGCUUUAGACAAAAGACAAGCUGUAUUAUGUGUGCUCGCCGAAAAUUGCGACGAGCCUAUGUACAAAAAAUUAGUUUCAGCACUUUGUUCUGAGCAUCAAAUUCCACUCAUCAAAGUAGAUAAUAACAAAAAACUAGGAGAGUGGUCAGGAUUAUGCAAAAUUGAUAACACUGGCAAAGCACGAAAAGUUGUAGGAUGUUCCUGUGUUGUAAUUAGGGAUUAUGGAGAGGAAUCACCAGCUCUAGAUAUCCUUAGAGACUACCUUAAGAAUGCUAAGUAAAAAUUUUUUAUCC
Psylliodes chrysocephalus is the source of this 740-nucleotide messenger RNA. The record is from the annotation of a GenBank genome assembly. Lineage: Eukaryota; Metazoa; Arthropoda; Insecta; Coleoptera; Chrysomelidae.